UCGCUAGCAAAAAUGGCGGCGGUCACUUGUAGCAAGUUAUUUGCAGCGGCAAAGACUUCAAAUAUCUUCUCUCAGGUUAGCAUACGUCUAGCCACUGCUGCUGCCGCUGUUCAAGAGAAACCAAGAUUAAAGAAAUUCUCAAUUUACAGAUGGGACCCGGAAAGCCCUGGCAUGAAACCAAAGAUGCAGGAGUAUGAGGUAGACCUAAACAACUGUGGUCCAAUGCUGUUGGAUGCCCUUGUUAAGAUCAAGAAUGAAGUUGACCCGACCUUGACCUUCCGGAAAUCGUGUCGUGAGGGAAUCUGUGGGUCGUGCUCGAUGAACAUUGAUGGUGGAAACACUCUGGCAUGCAUCUGCAAGAUCAAUGAAAAUGUGGGCAAAACCACUAAAGUCUAUCCAUUGCCGCACAUGCAUGUCAUUAAAGACCUCGUCCCUGAUUUCAGCAACUUCUAUGCGCAGUAUGCAUCCAUCCAGCCGUGGCUGCAAAAGAAAGAUGAAGCCAAUAUUGGCAAGGAAGCUUACCACCAGACUGUCGAAGAUCGGGACAAACUGGAUGGAUUAUAUGAGUGCAUCCUGUGUGCAUGUUGCUCGACUUCCUGUCCCAGCUACUGGUGGAGUGCAGACAAGUACUUGGGUCCCGCUGUGUUGAUGCAGGCAUAUCGAUGGAUCAUCGAUUCGAGGGAUGAGGAGCGAGCGAAGCGUUUGUCGCAGAUGAGGGAUAAGUUCACUGUCUACCGCUGUCAUACCAUCCUCAACUGCACUGCAGCUUGCCCCAAGGGUCUGAAUCCGGCUAAGGCCAUCGGUGAGCUAAAGUUGAUGAUGAACGAGUUAUAAUUCGUGUAGCCCUGUGGCAACUCAAGUCGACAAGUUUUGAAGUGGCUCCCAGCACAAUGUUGUACGUCCUGCAUACACAUCUGCGUGGCUAGUUGUUGACGAUGACAAUGAGUAGUACUGUAGUAGUAGAAAUGCUUGAAAUUAAUAAAUGUUUUCCAACCAAAUAUGUGGAACAACGUUAGGCAGUAACAUGCGAUUGUUUAUGUAUGGAUAAAGUCGGUUACCUGUAAGCGAAUACUUGUUGGAUUUCAUCCUCAAUAUUUGAUCUGAACCUAAGUGGUGCCGGUGCCAUUGGUGAUUUUUGCAGCUGAAUAUAACUGCAUGCCAUGAAAUUCAUUUUGUAUGGAUAUACAGUACAUACCUGAUGCACUAGUCGUCUUAGUUGGAUAGUAGAUUUAAAAUGGCUGUUUCUUGAAAAAUCUGUUUGCAUUUUCCACACCCGGUAAUAUAAAUUAUGUAUUUAUAGUAAUAUCACAGCUAAUAAAGUUGUGAUGAGUGUCGACGUGUUUGCUGUUACAUGUGCUUGCUCAUGUAUUUCGAUAAAUACACCAACAGUGUAGAUUCUUAUCUGCAAUCUCAUAAACUCAGUUUACCAUUAUGCUGGAUGAAGUAUAUUUUCAAGUCUGUUAAUGUUAUAUUAAUCGGGCCUCGAAUAAAACAUUGGUGGUCAAAGUUUCAACAAAAAAACGGAAGCUUGAGUGGGAUGGGUCGGUGGCAUGGUUUGGUUCUUACUUGUGUGUGUGUGUACAUUUAGCAGAUCCUAGCACUGGCUUUAACACAUUUCUAUAAGUUCAGAUUGAGUGGUGAAGUGGUACUAGUGGCACACAUAGUAAUCUGGUGUAUGUGUAUGUCGAACAUUUCACGUUAUGCUGUUUUCAGUUAGCAGUAACCUCUAGAAAAGCAUUUUUGUUUAGAACUGUCAUUGAACGUGGUUAGCGUAGCUGAUUUCAUGUUUCCACGACACAUGACGAAACUUGUUAUCCCAUGAUGUAAUAAAUGUCCGAAAUUAUUCUGACUGUUGUAGGAAA
Messenger RNA from Priapulus caudatus, 1862 nucleotides. RefSeq names its product succinate dehydrogenase [ubiquinone] iron-sulfur subunit, mitochondrial-like. NCBI's taxonomy places the organism in Eukaryota, Metazoa, Priapulida, Priapulimorpha, Priapulimorphida, Priapulidae. The coding region runs from base 13 to 834 and encodes 273 amino acids. Gene Ontology annotation, molecular function: 2 iron, 2 sulfur cluster binding; electron transfer activity. The transcript has 8 exons. The record is from RefSeq and is a predicted model, not a curated record. Gene Ontology annotation, biological process: tricarboxylic acid cycle; aerobic respiration; respiratory electron transport chain. Gene Ontology annotation, cellular component: mitochondrial membrane.